AAGUAAAGGAUAGGCACUACUAUGUAAAUAUACCUUAUGUUUAUAACCUAGUUAAUAAUAAAUUAGUGUUUUAGUGCAUUAGUAAGUUAAUAAAAAGACUAUAUUGUUUUAGGAAAGAUGAGUGCUUUAUUUAAGUCUAUUUUAAAGGAUGCGUUAUUUGUUAGAAGUGUUGUUUGCAAUUCCUGUUUAGAGCGGGGAAGUCAUCAAUAUAGGAAGACAAUAACUUGGGAAAACACAAUUCAAUUUUCCGAAUUUUUAACUAAGUCUGUUGUUUAUCAUGACAAUGGUUUACUGGUUCUGAACAAACCGUACGGAGUAUCGUUUUCAAGAAGCAGUGGUAGUAACAAUGCUGACAAAUCAAGUCUGGACCCUGAAGAAAGUGUUUUUAAUAAACAAAAGAAAAACAAUGUCAAGAAUUCAAAUUCAAUUUAUGCAACUAGUGGAAUUGUUAGUGACAGUUUAAAUCUAGUGGAUUGCCUCCCAUAUCUGAAACAGCAGUUUGGAUACAACAAGCUAUACAUUGCUCGUGUGCCUGAAAAAUAUGUAAGUGGGGUUGCAAUUCUUACAACUUCGCCAGAGCUGGUUGAACACAUCAACAAGGGCCGAGCCCAUGCUCCGACUGGUAAAGACAAAUACCUGGCCGUCGUCGUCGGUGUGCCCAGAUAUGCCAGUGGCACAAUCAAGCUUGGAUUCAAACUGGAGCAGCAUCCCAAGAAAGGGAAAAGAGUAGUGUUGCUUCAGAAAUGGGCUAACAGAGCGUAUAAAAGAGGGGAAAUUCGAAUCGGAACAUUUCAUCACCAACUUAUCAGUUCUGGGUAUAACGAUUUAGCCAGCCUUGUACAGAUAAAUGUUGACCUGCGUAAAUAUCAUGCCUACAGAGUGUUCUGUGCUGACUAUCUACAUUCACCUGUUCUGGGUGACAACUUGUUUGGCAGUAGGGUGCAGACUCUAAUGAGUGUGCCCACGACCGUUCAUCAUUUUAAUGACGUUGCCGAUAAUCCACAGAGACUGCCACAAGAGAUGUACAGACACCUGGGACUGACCUCAGGAGAGGCCUCCAUCAUCCCUAUCCACGUCCACCUGGAGGAGAUGCUGCUUCCCAGGUUCUUCCAGAAGGGUCAAUCUCUGAGGUUGCGAGCCCCUGUACCACCUCAUUUCCUGUGGACCUGCGAAAGGCUGGGGCUUACACAACAGGCUGACAAUAGAUUACUGGAACAAGUUGAACAAUAAAUAGUCCGAGAUAAUA
Homalodisca vitripennis (glassy-winged sharpshooter) is the source of this 1246-nucleotide messenger RNA. RefSeq names its product mitochondrial mRNA pseudouridine synthase Rpusd3-like. Lineage: Eukaryota; Metazoa; Arthropoda; Insecta; Hemiptera; Cicadellidae. The record is from RefSeq and is a predicted model, not a curated record. Bases 118 to 1230 code for a protein of 370 amino acids. The transcript is spliced from 6 exons. Gene Ontology annotation, biological process: pseudouridine synthesis. Gene Ontology annotation, molecular function: RNA binding; pseudouridine synthase activity.